Molecule: messenger RNA, 6799 nt
Organism: Syngnathus acus (greater pipefish)
Lineage: Eukaryota; Metazoa; Chordata; Actinopteri; Syngnathiformes; Syngnathidae
Gene: map2k7
Product: mitogen-activated protein kinase kinase 7
Exons: 12
Coding region: 23-1342 (439 amino acids)
Biological process (GO): protein phosphorylation
Molecular function (GO): protein kinase activity; ATP binding
Source: RefSeq, a predicted model, not a curated record
GUGGGAAGCUCAAUUUUUCAAGAUGUCGUCGUUGGAACAGAGGCUUUCGCGGAUCGAGGAGAAACUAAAGCAGGAAAACGAAGAGGCUCGGCGGAGUAUGGACCUCAAGAUUGACAUGAGUCCGCAUAGAUCCCACGCAAGACCAAUCAUCGUGAUCCAGCUCAGUCCCGCUCCAGCUCCUUCCCAACGUGCAGCCCUUCAGCUGCCUCUAGCCAACGAUGCAGGAAGCCGCUCAUCAUCUUCAGAGAGUUCGCCUCAGCACCACCACCCUUGUCGCCCCAGACACAUGCUCACCCUCCCCACCCCACAGUAUGGCUUACAAAAGAGUCUAGAGAAUGCAGAGAUUGACCAGAAAUUGCAAGAAAUCAUGAAACAAACGGGUUAUCUAAAAAUUGAUGGACAGAGGUAUCCGGCUGAGGUGACGGAUUUGAUCAAUGAGGGCGAGAUCGGCAGCGGGACCUGUGGGCAGGUCUUUAAAGUGCGAUUCAAGAAGACUGGUCACGUCAUUGCAGUUAAACAAAUGCGCCGAACAGGAAACAAGGACGAGAACAAGAGGAUCCUGAUGGACCUGGACGUGGUGCUGAAAAGUCACGACUGCCCUUAUAUCAUUCAGUGCUACGGUGCCAUAGUUACCAAUACCGAUGUAUUUAUUGCCAUGGAGCUGAUGGGAACGUGUGCUGAGAAGCUCAAGAAGAGAAUCCAAGGCCCCAUCCCAGAACAAAUCUUAGGAAAGAUGACUGUUGCGAUAGUCAAAGCUUUGCUGUAUUUGAAAGAGAAACAUGGCGUCAUCCACCGUGACGUUAAACCCUCCAACAUCCUCCUGGACGCAAAAGGUCAGAUCAAACUCUGCGACUUUGGCAUCAGCGGACGCCUCGUCGACUCGAAGGCAAAGACCCGCAGCGCUGGCUGUGCUGCGUACAUGGCGCCCGAGAGAAUAGACCCUCCCGAUCCCACCAAACCCGACUACGAUAUCCGAGCGGACGUGUGGAGCCUUGGCAUCUCUCUGGUGGAGUUGGCUACCGGACAGUUUCCUUACAAGAACUGCAAGACAGACUUUGAGGUCCUGACCAAAGUGCUGCAGGAAGACCCCCCUCUGCUGCCUCUCAGUAUGGGAUUCUCCCUCGACUUCCAGUCCUUUGUCAAAGAUUGCCUCACUAAGGAUCACAGAAAACGGCCAAAAUACCACCAGUUGCUGGAGCACAGCUUCAUCCGACGUUACGAGGUGCUGGAGGUGGACGUGGCCGGUUGGUUCCAGACGGUGAUGGAUCGCACCGAGUCUCCACGCAGCAGUCAGUGUUACAGCCAUCAGCACCAGCUCCACUGCUCGCUCUUUAGCAGGUAGCCGGCAGAGCCCCUUUCGCCCCGCUGUUAUCUCAGCUGUCCUCUCAAAUGUAGUCUAGCCUCAGCCUCAAGACGCUAAGCCUAGCCUUAGACUCUGUUCACCGGAGAAGCCCUCAACGAGCAAAACGACGACGACGGCGGCGGAUCUUUUUGUGAUGGUGGAUUUGAUGGAUUGGAUUGCAUGUUCAAUCUGGACAGGCAGACAUGGGAGGGAGGCGCGCUGUAGUUAGUUAGCUUCAUUCGUGCGCAGCUACCAUUGUUAUCAUCGCACUCGUAAACGUGUUGUCACUUUUUUAGUUGCGGCUUAGCUACUGUCGAGUAUCCGCAUAUGAACACAAUCACGCGUAGUCGCAAUAAAUUUGAACACUGGAGGAAACUGCAUUUAUUUCACUAGUUCAAUUAAAAAAGACUUAUACUCGUGUAUGGAUUCACUAUACAUGAGAUUUUUAUUGUUUUUAUACGCAAUUUGGAUUAUUACAUCCUACUGUACAGUUGAUAGAAAAACUGAAUUUUACAAACAAUCGAAUAUUUCUUAAUAUUGGAACGAACCGAUUUGGUACUUGAUUUGGUGUUUAAUGACUCAAUCUUUUGUUUUUUCAGUUGAACUACUGAAAUCAAAUCUACUUGACACACUAUACACCCUAAUUAGGUAUUUUAGUCCAACACACACAGAUCAUCAUUUCUAAUACCAAUCAGUUUUCGAGUCAACGAGCGCCAAUCUUUGUAUCGGCUACACAAUUGGAAGCGAAAACUCUGGGAAAGAAAAUUUGUGUCGUGUUCUAACCUUUUUUAGUUGUUGGUCUUUAAUGGAGAGGAGAUGGAAGGAAACUGGUGGCUUGGAAAAGUCAUACUGGUGGCAAUUGCUUUUUCCGUGAGGAGACGCAGACGUUGGACUUGUACAAAGAAAUAGAAAAGGAGGUGGAUAGGUGUCGUCACCAUCUUGCCGACUCCACUUUGCUUAUCUACCUCGUCCUCUCUGUCUGCCUCUGCUGUUUAGUGUUUUCCAGACCAAAGGUGAUUGCGGUUAUGAGGAGACACCUUCGGGUGCGCUAACAACAUUUACUUUAUUGUUCAAACGAAGAGGCGUAUGUUCAAGAAUUCAAAUAGUGCUACUUUUCUCUCACGAAUAUACAGGCCAUAAGAUAAUUGGCCACUUUUUUGUGGAUAUGAAAACACUAAAUCACAGCUAAGUUUUUUUUUUAUUAUUAUCAAACCAUAGUUUAAUCACUAUGUUGUUGUAAAUGUCUUUAAAAUAAAAAUAAUUGUAGCCCAAUAUAUCUAAAACAUGUUGUCAUACAGAGAGCAUUCAUUUUAUCGUUCAAGCGUUUAGAUUUAAAGCCUUAUAAUUAAUAACUGAUAAUUAGUCAUAUUUUAAACACAAUUUUUUUUUUUUUUUUUUUUUAAACUUAUUUUGCUCUAACCCCCAAAUUGAUGACUUAUUUUCAUGCAUAAACUAAGUGUGAUAUCCUACUAAAUUCUCAUGAGAAUUAUUUAGCAUCAAUAGUGGAAACGUGAAUGUUUUUCCACAAUUAAGCCUAGUUGAAUUAGUAUAGUGAAGACUUGACUGACUAGGCACCAAAGCAAAUCACAGAGAGAUGCAGAAGUGAUGAGUGGUACUGAACGAGCCAGGAAGUGUCAGAAAGCCAGCGAGAGAUGAGAUGAUGGCAGUAGAGAUGACCGGAAAUGGAAGGAGAGGUAAAGUUGUUGAGGAAAGUUCAAGUAGACAAAAGGAACUGAAGUAUGUGCUUAAAAGAAAGAGGGACUGACGAGAAGAUAUCCGCCAUUGUACAAAGCUUUCAUGGCGUUCCGCCAACUUUUUAUUUUUCUUGAAUUAGCCAGCGAGCUAGUUGAUUUGUAUUGUUCCGUUUCAACAUAUUUAUUUACUGCUGCUACAAUUUUUUUUUCCAUUUUGUAUUUUAAUUGUGUUAAUUGCUUUAGACGCUGCCGUCGCUUCUUUUUCCCCCAAAGGACAAAAUACUGUUUUUGCCAAAUACGUGAAGUCCAAUGCAAAAGACCGCACGUUGUUUUUACCAAAUACCGAUUAGAAGAGCACGUUUUGAGGAAGGCGAAAACCAAGUGAGAGUAAAGUACUAAUCCAUGACACCACGUAACCACACUUCACACAUCACACAACUAAUACAAGUCAUUACACCAUAGGCAGAUUAAGAGGGUGGCUAUCUAUCUGUCUGUCUGUCUGUCCAGAUGCUUUCGGUCAUGUCCAUCCACUGCGAGCUUGACAACUGCACACCAAAGGUGUCCACAACCCAACAUUGUCACCUGUUAUGAAUUGCUCUCAGCUAUUAUACAUAUAUAUCUAUUUAUAUACAAAUAAUAUAAUUGUGUGUUUGAGUGGCUAUAGGGGGUGCUGUGGUGUAGCAGCCCCCAAUCCCCCCCGCCCCUUUUGUGUGCUCUGUUUUACUGUACAGAGGGAGACUGGCACAUUAUACAGUAUCACACGACGAGGGGGUCGAGCAGAACGACACGGGGAAAAGUUGAGUGAAGCAAAAGGCCAUCGAUGCAAUGACACGAUGUGAUCCAGCGGUGUCGUUCGGCUCGGCCCUUUUGUCGACUCUGCAGAAUAUCGACUUGACUUUAAAGCCACGGUUUACAUCCACAGAGCUGACAUGUACAAAAAGAAUCAUUCCGGUGCUUGGCAUCCAGUCAUGAAUGACCGGAUGUGUGUGUGUGUGUCCCCAGUCUCCCACUGUCGAAUUUGUUUUUGUUUAUAAGCUGAUGUGUACCGACACAUGCUCUACAUGCUACUUGGAUUGUAGAACAGGAGUGGGCCCAGUACAGACCCAUCUGAUCUAGUAGGACUCCUGGAGAACUUUGGAAAAUCUAGGAAAGCUCCUCCAACUCUGUUGUAGAGACACCAAAUAUUUAAAGUGAUCCCACCCUGGCUUGAUGUGUAUAUUAGCUCGCCGGCUGUGUAUAUAAACGGUGAAGCUAGCUGCUAGCGCCUACCUGAGCUGUGCCUUGGCGUCCAGCAGCUUUCUCUCUCUUUCUCGCUCUCACUCUCUCUCUCUUCCCUCCCUCUCUCUCUGUCUCUGUAUUUAUGUGUUUUAAAUCCCAUCUGUAAGUAAACCAAAUAUCAUCGUCACUAUGCAGUCAUGCUAAACCAUGUCGGCUUGCUACGAGCGGUACAUUGUAAAGAGACUCCCUCCCUCCGAGUUUUAAUGAGCAGACUACACAUUUAAGGAUUGUAUCAGGGUGGGUAGGGAUUUUGCUUUUUUUUUUUUCUCGCUUUCUGUGGAGUUGGCUCAAUGCUGUAAAGCAGGGGUGGGGAACCUACAGACCGGCUAUAUGCAGUUGGGGAGAUAUGGAUUCGAUCCCUUGAUAAAAUCUUAAGUUUGCUCACAAAGAAGUUCCAUACACUUGCAUAAAUAAUACACAUAAGUUGCAUGUUGGAAUUUGAUUCAUCCCAUCACCACAUUCAUAUUUGAAACACUCGCUCAAAUCCUCCUUUGCCAUUGAAAUGAAUGGAGUUGCCAUUAAUCCGUUCCACACUGUCCCUACGAAAAAAAGAUGUGGGCAAAUUUAAACAUUUAAAAGGGGAUCAUGCAAGUAUAUGAUCUGGCUGGCCUUUCAUGCAAUUGUAAAAAAUAUCAACAGGACUUGUAAUUUCACCCUGAUAAUAUGUAAAAAUGUGUUUAUUCACUACAUCAUUGUAAAAAGGUUCCUCCCCCUGCCGCCAAGUCUCGCAAAUGCACGCCAUUGUCAGAGCUGGUUCUUCCGUUAUUGUUUAGGAGUUGGAGAUGCACAUGACUUAUUUGUUGUUGUUGUUUUUUUGCCAGGAAUGUUGUAUUAUUUUUGCGAAGCUCUCGCGUCAAGCUCUCAAUCCCACUUUAAGCUCCCUUUUAUUUUCUUAUUUUCACCUAGCUGUAUGCGUGUCUACCAAAAGUCUGUAUUGAUGGUGAUGAUUAUUAUAAUUUUGUUUUGCUUUUUUAUGAUCAUUGUUAUGUCACGGUUCAGAUGAUUUAUGGUUUUAAGAUUAUUUUAUUAUGAGUUUAUGGAUACUAUUCAGGGCAAAAAUGACACCAAAUUGAACAAAUAGAUCAUAAAUGCACGGUGGAACCUCCAAAGUUGAAGAAGUGUGCAUGCUUCUAACCCUAUAUCCAGAAAUUGAAUUUAUUCUGCUCAGUACAAUUACAGCAAUAAUUAUUAUCAAUGACGUACACAAGUUUUAUGGUAUGAGUAUUUUUGCUUUAGUUUUAUUGUACAGCGGUUAACUUGUUUUUAACACUUUUAUGACCAUUAAGGAUGUUAAAAUGUUAUUUAAUGCAUAACCUGUACAGUUUUAUUUGACAUUAGUUCCUAUAAGAGGAUUUUAUUUUUAAAUUUGGAACAACUUUAAGGUCAACAAGCAUCACAGCAUCGAUUCAACUUUGGAGGUUUCAUUGGAUGUUGGUCUCUAGCUGUAACUGAUGUCCGCUUGAUUGUAGCCGACACUUAAACUCAACUCUAAUAGUAUUGUUAAGAUUUAUUGUUGCGGAUUGAGCAGAUAUUUUGGUGACUUUAUGACUCAUUGCCCCAAUAUGGGUUAUAAAUUGUGUGCUGUUGCUUUCUUCCCGCUUCCACAAACACACUCUUGCCCUGCUUUUUGAGUUAUUGUUGUGUUUGAUUGAUUAUUUUUGUAUUCCUGGUUUGAUGCUGUAGUAAGUGAACCGAUUGGUCAAAUACGAGAGCUUUUCUUUUGUUUUCCAAAAGCUGUCAUGACUGAUGUUGCACUUGUAAUGGGUUUUUAUUAUAAGUAUUGUUAUUUUUUGUGUCUUGCAUUGCAAAUUGUCACCCUUAUUUUUUUAAAGUGUCACAACCAUUUUUUUUUUAUUUAUCUGUGACACGGCAAGAGCAACAUUCAACAAUUUAUUUUCUUCACUCAUAUAUAUUUAUUAUUGAUGUGUGUCUUGAUUUUUAUCUUUUUUUAUUUCAAACUUGACUUGAGAAAUGAGCAGUAAAAAUUAUAUCAUUAUUAUAAUAAUAUACCGAAAUGUCCCGAAAUACAAACAUUAGACUCCUCCAUUUGAUUAUGUUUUAUUUACUAUGUACCCCAACAAACAAAUUGUCACCAUAUUUGGAAUUUUGUCCAAUUCCCCAUUUUAUUUUAAUGGCUAUUCCCUUCUUAUGCCAAGUGUUUGAAAUUCUGAUUUAAUUUAUGUUUGGCUUUAGUUUGACUUUACCAGCUUGCACUGUAAAGACAAGAGUCCCCCCCCCCCCCUCACUCUUUUAUUUAUUUUUAUUUUUUUUAUUGGCACCACAAUGAUGCAUGUAUCAAGUCUCACAGCUUUACUGCCCCUCAUUGUUUUUAUUUUCUUGCUGUAUUUUGCCUCCCCCAUAUCCCUGGUCUCAUUUCAAAAAAGAAUAAAUGCCAUUAUAUUGUGAAUACCUCAGGAUUCUUUUGACGAGAAAAACAAUAAAACACCAAAAAAUCAAAUAAAUAAAUAAAAACAUAAAAAUCUGA